Messenger RNA from Wyeomyia smithii (pitcher-plant mosquito), 1147 nucleotides. RefSeq names its product cuticle protein 19 (gene Cpr66Cb). Gene Ontology annotation, cellular component: extracellular matrix. The transcript has 3 exons. The record is from RefSeq and is a predicted model, not a curated record. NCBI's taxonomy places the organism in Eukaryota, Metazoa, Arthropoda, Insecta, Diptera, Culicidae. The coding region runs from base 85 to 504 and encodes 139 amino acids.
GUGCAUUAUUCAGUGUUAGUCCUUUGCUCAGUGCAGUGUGCCUAGUUGCGUUCCGAAGGAAAAUUUAUUUUGUUUUGUGUGAAGAUGGCUUUCAAGUUUGUGGUGUUUGCUUCCCUGCUUGCCUUCGCUGCUGCUUAUCCCGUCAGCUACGAAGAAUACUAUGGACAGCAAGACGCGGGAGAACAUCAGUAUGGUCAAAUCGCACGGAUCUCACUUGGAGAUGGUCAUGGACACCACGAGUAUGCCCAUCACGAGGAUGAACAUGUCGAUUAUUAUGCCCCACCGAAGUAUGCUUUCAAGUAUGGAGUUAAUGAUUUCCAUACUGGAGAUGUGAAAAGCCAGCACGAAACCCGCGACGGUGAUGUUGUGAAGGGACAAUACUCUCUGGUGGAACCGGACGGUUCCGUGCGUACCGUCGAUUACACCGCUGACAAGCAUACCGGAUUCAACGCUGUCGUCCACAAGACCGCUCCAAUUACCCACCAUCACGGAGAACAUUACUAAGCCAGAAUGGCCUCCUGGAUUCUCCUGAGCCCAGCGAUAGCCAGUAACUUUUGUUGUAGACUGUCACGAUAACUGCCUUUUCUUACCAAAAACAAAACUUGUUUAAGUCACGUGAGGAAUCUCUUCCGAUCCUCAAAGCCAUCCAACACAUGACUGUCAGCUUCGUUCAUCCUUGUGGGCUUUCUAUACCUAUCAUUUCUGAAGUUCUCGCUAACCUAGUGGUGCUUGAUGAUUUCCGUUCGUUGUUCUGAACUGUGAUACAUAUAUUUGUUUAUCGUUAUUUUGUUGAAGUAUUUGUUAAUUGUUGGUGCUUUGUUGUUUCCACGUAGUCCGAGUCGAUUUACAACAGUUUGCAUAUGAUCAAGCAUAGCGGACUGGAAACGAUCGAAAUCAUUUAAAAUAGCUGCUUAACGAACGGAAAAAUCAAGCACAUCCCGAUGAUUGGUGCUGGCCAACCCCGAACAUACGUUCCAGUCCUUUACCCACCGUACCUCUAGGACCCGGAGUUAAACGUUAGGCUAAAUAGCGUGAACGUACUACAGUGCAUGUAAAUAACUAAUCAUCGCGUUCCGAAAAGCAAGCAUAAAAGUGGUAAGCUAAAACAAGCUGAAGCCGGUCGGUUUUCCUGCCCAUCAGCAACACA